Dipodomys ordii (Ord's kangaroo rat) is the source of this 4305-nucleotide messenger RNA. It is a transcript of the gene Map4k5, whose product is annotated as mitogen-activated protein kinase kinase kinase kinase 5. Gene Ontology annotation, biological process: protein phosphorylation. The record is from RefSeq and is a predicted model, not a curated record. Bases 276 to 2816 code for a protein of 846 amino acids. NCBI's taxonomy places the organism in Eukaryota, Metazoa, Chordata, Mammalia, Rodentia, Heteromyidae. The transcript is spliced from 33 exons. Gene Ontology annotation, molecular function: ATP binding; MAP kinase kinase kinase kinase activity.
GGCAGCGGCGGCGACCUUAAGCGCCUCGGCCGAUUGGAGGAGGACGGCGCGGUGCAGCGGGACCCCGAGCAGCAGGCCGGAGCGGGAGAGAGGGACGCGGGCGCCGUCGCCGGACGUCGGUUCCGGACUCGGCGCUCCACAAAGAGGGGGGCCGCCCCCCUCAGGCGGUGCGGAGGGCCGAGGCUCCAUGUUGGGAAGCGGCGCCGUUCGCUGUGGUUGAGCGGGAAUCGGGGCGCUGUGGGCUGAACCGGCGGGGGGCCGGGCCCGGAGCGAAGAUGGAGGCCCCGCUGCGGCCUGCCGCGGACAUCCUGAGGCGGAACCCGCAGCAGGACUACGAGCUGGUGCAGAGGGUCGGCAGCGGCACUUACGGCGACGUGUACAAGGCCAGAAAUGUCCAUACAGGAGAGUUAGCUGCGAUAAAAAUCAUCAAGUUGGAACCUGGUGAUGAUUUUUCUUUGAUUCAGCAAGAAAUAUUUAUGGUUAAAGAAUGUAAGCAUUGCAACAUUGUUGCCUACUUUGGGAGCUAUCUCAGUCGGGAAAAGCUGUGGAUUUGUAUGGAAUACUGUGGUGGUGGAUCACUUCAAGAUAUUUACCAUGUUACUGGACCCUUAUCAGAAUUGCAAAUAGCCUAUGUGUGCAGAGAAACCUUACAGGGUCUUGCCUAUUUGCAUACUAAGGGUAAAAUGCAUAGAGAUAUCAAAGGUGCAAAUAUUUUAUUGACAGACCAUGGUGAUGUAAAAUUAGCGGAUUUUGGUGUGGCUGCAAAAAUAACAGCUACCAUUGCAAAGAGAAAAUCUUUCAUUGGCACUCCUUAUUGGAUGGCCCCAGAAGUUGCAGCAGUGGAGAAGAAUGGUGGCUACAACCAACUCUGUGAUAUCUGGGCAGUAGGAAUAACAGCAAUUGAACUUGGGGAGCUUCAACCACCAAUGUUUGAUCUUCAUCCAAUGAGGGCUCUCUUCUUAAUGUCAAAAAGUAAUUUUCAGCCUCCAAAACUAAAGGACAAAACAAAAUGGUCAUCAACAUUCCAUAAUUUUGUCAAAAUAGCACUAACUAAAAACCCCAAAAAAAGACCAACUGCGGAAAGACUGCUGACUCAUACUUUUGUUGGGCAGCCAGGACUCUCAAGGGCCCUGGCUGUUGAACUGCUGGAUAAAGUGAACAAUCCAGACAACCAUGCACAUUACACUGAAGGAGAUGAUGAUGACUUUGAGCCCCAUGCAAUCAUUCGUCAUACCAUUAGAUCUACAAACAGAAAUGCCAGAGCUGAACGGACAGCUUCAGAAAUAAAUUUUGAUAGAUUACAAUUUGAACCUCCCCUAAGGAAAGAAACUGAAGCACGGGAUGAAAUGGGAAUAUCAUCAGAUUCAAACUUUAUAUUACAGUGGAAUCCUUUUGUUGAUGGUUCAAAUACUGGCAAAUCAACCUCAAAACGUGCAAUACCACCUCCCCUACCUCCUAAGCCAAGAAUAAAUAGCUACCCUGAGGACAACUUCCCAGAUGAAGAAAAAUCAUCAACUGUAAAACGUUGCCCUGAUUCAGAGAACAGAGCUCCUCAGGUUCUCAGAAGACAGAGUAGCCCAAGUUGUGGUCCUGUAGCAGAUACAUCCUCUAUGGGAAAUGGUGAUGGUAUUUCAAAACUGAUUAGUGAAAAUACAGAAGGAUCAGCACAGGUGCCACAGUUACCAAGAAAAAAAGACAAGAGAGACUUCCCUAAACCAGCUAUUAAUGGUCUUCCACCCACCCCAAAAGUACUGAUGGGAGCAUGUUUUUCAAAAGUUUUUGAUGGCUGCCCUUUGAAAAUUAAUUGUGCAACAUCUUGGAUACAUCCUGAUACAAAAGAUCAGUACAUUAUUUUUGGAACUGAAGAUGGUAUUUACACAUUGAAUCUCAAUGAGCUACAUGAAGCAACUAUGGAACAGCUAUUCCCACGGAAGUGUACUUGGCUAUAUGUUAUCAAUAAUACUUUAAUGUCAUUAUCAGAAGGAAAAACUUUUCAACUCUACUCUCAUAAUCUUAUUGCUUUGUUUGAACAAGCCAAAAAGCCAGGCCUUGCUGCCCAUAUUCAAACUCAUAGGUUUCCAGACCGCAUAUUGCCAAGAAAGUUCGCUUUAACAACAAAGAUUCCUGAUACGAAAGGCUGCCACAAAUGUUGUAUAGUCAGAAACCCUUACACAGGUCACAAAUACCUCUGUGGAGCUUUACAGUCUGGAAUUGUUCUACUGCAAUGGUAUGAGCCAAUGCAGAAAUUCAUGUUGAUAAAGCACUUUGAUUUUCCUUUACCAAGUCCUUUGAACGUUUUUGAAAUGUUGGUGAUACCAGAACAGGAAUACCCCAUGGUCUGUGUAGCUAUUAGUAAAGGAACUGAAGUGAAUCAAGUAGUUCAGUUUGAGACAAUCAAUUUGAAUUCUGCAUCUUCAUGGUUUACAGAAAUUGGUGCAGGUAGCCAACAAUUAGAUUCUAUUCAUGUAACACAGUUGGAGAGAGAUACUGUUUUAGUGUGUUUAGACAAAUUUGUAAAAAUUGUAAAUCUACAAGGAAAACUAAAAUCAAGUAAGAAACUGGCCUCUGAGCUAAGUUUUGAUUUUCGCAUUGAAUCUGUAGUAUGCCUUCAAGACAGCGUGUUAGCUUUUUGGAAACAUGGGAUGCAGGGUAAGAGCUUCAAGUCAGAUGAGGUUACCCAAGAGAUUUCAGAUGAAACAAGAGUUUUUCGCUUAUUGGGAUCAGACAGGGUUGUCGUUUUGGAAAGUAGGCCAACAGAAAAUCCUACUGCACACAGCAAUCUCUACAUCCUGGCUGGACAUGAAAAUAGUUACUAAGCAACAAAAACCAAUCUUAAGUGACAGGAAAAUGAAUCUGUUCCACUGAAAGCAAAAAUGUUUCAAGGAAAUUCAUUAGAUGGCAGUAUGAUUUGCUUUAACUGUUAUGGGUUAUAUCUCAGAUGAUCUGUACAUUAGGGUAGAAUUCAAUAUUUUCUGUAGCUGGAAACAGCUAGUCUAUCUCUUGCCACUGUGUGGUGGUUAUAUCAAGUUUGCUUAAUAAAAGCUAUGAGACGAAUAGUCCUCUAGUUCCAGGAAACAGUCUUUUUUUAAAGAAAUUAAUAAUGUUUGUAACAAGGGUGCCAUGGUAUUUUUAAAUAACUCAUGUGAUUAUCUGGAAAGAUUUAGUGACCAUUCUAUCAUUUUAUACCAUGCCUUAUUCCUUCUUAAUGAACACAUGGAUAUAGAAAUGAUUUGACAAGCCUUUCACUGUCCCUUGGCCAUUCUGUAUGUUUGUGUAAAAUAGAAUAUUUAAUCCUUAUUUAUUAAUCUCUUGCUGGAGUGGUGUGAUAUAUCUAACUUUUAGAAAAGAAAGGUUGCAGAGCAGCUUAAAGUUUUUAUAAUGUAUAAAAUUUUUCUUUAUCUUUUCAGACUAGUGCUUUAGGAGUUAGAGACAGUCUGUGUAAGAAUUCAACACAUAGGCAAUUUUCAUUUAACAAAGUAUUUUAUAGUACAGUUUCAUGCAAGAUUGCCUUAAAGGAGAGUUUUGUAUUUUCAGUUACAAAUAGUUGUAAAGGUCAUGCAAAAACUAUUAAUGAUGGUUGAAAUAUUCUUAGAAAGGUCUGAGUAUGUCUAAGUAUGGUAUGACUACCAUGUGUAUGUAUUCUUGACAAGCAGUAUAAUGGACCUGUGACUUUUUUUUGCAUUGGGGAUAAUGCAUAAGAAAUAAUCUUCAUAUAUAUUAUCAUCCCUAAUAUAGAGGAGAAAAGUAUUUAACUGCCCUUAUAAUGUAUUUUACUUAUACUAUGCCAGAGGGGAACUGUAAAGCAAUUAUACUUGUAAUCUUGGGGUUUUCAUAUAUGUGAGAGUAUUCAUUUUGAAUAGGUUUAAGGGAGGGAAAAGACUUUAAGUGGAAUCUCCUGAUGGGAUAGUAUAAAUAAGUAUUGUUGAAACCAGUAUUCCAAAAAUAAGAAAGCAUAGGGCCAUUUUUUUCAGUUUCUUUUGCUAUUGUGAGUAUUCAAAAAGUGUUAUGGUACCUUUUGUUGUCUUAAUGCAUUUAUUAAGAACAAUUAGCAUUGAGAUGACAAACAGCAGCAAAACUGUAAUUCUCCCUAGCUCCUCGGGAGGAAAGCAGUGUAGCUAUCUCAUCCAUCCUUUAGCAAUUCUGUAAAAUAAGUAUUAUUGUCCCCAUGUUUCAGACAAGGAAGUAAGGGUUUUAAUGAGGUUAGUGACUUGCCCAAUUCAUACAGGUUAGUGAUUGAGCCAGACCAUGAGUCUUCUGACUCUGUUCUUUUCCUAUGCAAUAUGCAAACAAUAAAACAUUAUACAA